Molecule: messenger RNA, 742 nt
Organism: Melampsora larici-populina 98AG31
Lineage: Eukaryota; Fungi; Basidiomycota; Pucciniomycetes; Pucciniales; Melampsoraceae
Exons: 2
Coding region: 34-339 (101 amino acids)
Source: RefSeq, a predicted model, not a curated record
ACUAGAAAGGAAAGAAAUGGAAAUGGAAAUGGAAUGGAUGAAAUGAUUUAUAAGUAUUUGGGAAGAUCAACUGGUUUGAUUAAUCAUGAGAUAGAUCAAAGAAAUGAAAAGAUGAAGAAACCGAUACCUAGGAUCCCAACUCCUUUUAGUAGUAGCAACAGUAGGAAACCUCAUGGUCUGGUAGAUGAUCAAGUUGGAAGAUAUGCAAGGUAUUCUUAUUUGGAUGGGAAAGGGAAUGAAGUUUAUUUACCACUCAAUGGAUCUCUUAUCACUUCUACUACUUCUAAUAAUAAUAAUAGUCAUUUGAAUUUUUCGUCAAUUAAUACUCUUAGAACUUGAGUAAAUGGAAAAAACGGAUUGGGAAACAAAUGAAAAAUGGAUUCGAAAGGGGGAAUCUUGAGAGGGGAGAAAAAGUAUAAAGUGAAAUGAAAGAUUUUUGUUUAUAUUUGUUUUUUUUUUCUUGCGGGGUUUACUUUUGAAAAGGGUUUUCUUUUUUUCUUCUUGAGAAGAGAUGGUUAAUAAAUGAUUAUUAGGUUUGGUGUAAACAAAUACCAAAUAAACCUCAAGUUUUUUUUACAUAUAUUUUCUUUAUAUAUUUCUUGAUUUUGAUUUUUGAUUUUGUUUAUGAUUUUGUUUAUGAUUUUGAUUUUUGAUUUUGAUUUUGUUUAUGAACUCUUGUGCGUGUGUGUGUGGGUGCGUGUGUGGGUUUUGGGUUGAAAUAAUUAAUUUAAUUUUAAUUUUG